AUGACAAACAGGUUGUGGCCCGGUAGCCGUGACGCUACGUUGCGUCUGUGGGACGUAGAUUCUGGCGAGUGUCUCCACGUCCUGACGGGUCAUGUGGCGGCAGUGCGGUGUGUCCAGUAUGACGGCCGCAGGGUGGUCAGUGGAGGAUACGACUUCAUGGUGAAAGUCUGGGACCCGGAGACAGAGACCUGUCUACACACUCUGCAGGGACACACGAACAGAGUCUAUUCACUACAGUUUGACAGUACCUACGUGGUCAGUGGAUCUCUGGACACCUCCAUCAGGGUAUGGGACGUAGUGACGGGAGGGUGUGUCCACACGCUGACCGGCCACCAAUCACUGACCAGCGGUAUGGAACUAAAGAACAACAUCCUGGUGUCUGGCAACGCUGACUCUACUGUCAGGGUCUGGGAUAUACGGACAGGACAGUGUCUCCACACGCUGCAAGGUCCCCAUAAGCACCAGUCAGCAGUGACCUGUCUCCAGUUCUCUCGCUCCCUGGUGGUCUCUUCAUCAGAUGACGGGACAGUGAAGCUGUGGAGCCUGGCGACGGGGGAGUGGAUCAGAGACCUGGUGGCUCUGCAGAGUGGAGGAUCAGGGGGAGUGGUGUGGAGGAUCAGAGCAUCUAACACCAGACUGAUAGCAGCCGUUGGCAGCAGGAACGGAACAGAGGAGACUAAACUCUUGGUGCUGGACUUUGACCUCACCGACACCCAGAAGUGAUGUCAUUUAAAAUGGACGUUAUGUCAUCGGGAAAGGAUGCGAGGCAAUCGAAGAAGGACCCAAUAUCGUCAUGGGAACGGAAAGCUUGUGGUGAUGAGGAGGAGGAGGUGAUGAGGAUGAGGUGAUGAGGAGGAGGUGGUGAAGUAUAGAAGGACUGAGUGCAACUCCAAAAUGUCCUCUUUCCUCAUCACAACCCUGGGCAACCAAACCCCCGUAUUUUCUGUCUGAACUAAAACACUGGUACUGACUGGUGAAGAGACACAAGAUCAACUUUCUGUGACUGGAAGAAACCACGAGAGGACUCAUUGGCUGGCUGGCUGACUGACUGGCUGACUGACUGGCUGACUGACUGGCUGACUGACUGGCUGACUGGCUGGCUGACUGGCUGACUGGCUGGCUGACUGGCUGACUGACUGGCUGACUGACUGGCUGACUGGCUGGCUGACUGGCUGGCUGGCUGACUGACUGGCUGGCUGACUGGCCGGCUGACUGGCCGGCUGGCUGGCUGACUGGCUGACUGACUGGCUGACUGACUGGCUGACUGACUGACUGGCUGACUGACUGACUGACUGGCUGACUGACUGACUGACUGACUGACUGACUGACUGGCUGGUUGGCUAGCUGGCUAGCUGGCUGACUGACCGGCUAGCUGGCCGACUGACCGGCUGACCGAAUGACCGACUGACCGGCUGACCGACUGACUGGCUGACUGACUGACUGACUGACUGACUGGCUGGUUGGCUAGCUGGCUAGCUGGCUGACUGACCGGCUAGCUGGCCGACUGACCGGCUGGCCGACUGACCGGCUGACUGGCUGGCUGGCUGACUGACUGACUGACUGACUGGCCGGCUGACUGACUGGCUGGCCGGCUGACUGACUGGCUGGCCGGCUGACUGACUGGCUGACCGGCUGACCGGCUGACUGACUGACUGACUGACUGACCCAGCUAACUGACCGACAGACUGAUAACCCAAAGACCAAACAGAGUAACUACUGUAACUCCUCCCAGACUACUGCUGGAUGUAUAGACUGCAUAUGAGGCAGAUUACAGGUCUAGAGACACUGUUCCCAGAUCUGUUUGGUCUUCAGCCAACCCCUCUGACUGGCAUAAUGAACUGCAGUAACUACAGGUCUGGGACCAGAUCUAUUGAACUGGAGAGACACUGGACUCUGGAUAUGCCUGAAACCCUAUUCCCUAUAGUAGUGCACUAUAUAGGGAACAGGGUCUAUAGUAGUGUACUAUAUAGGGAAUAGGGUCUAUAGUAGUGCACUAUAUAGGGAAUAGGGUCUAUAGUAGUGUACUAUAUAGGGAAUAGGGUCUAUAGUAGUGCACUAUAUAGGGAAUAGGGUCUAUAGUAGUGUACUAUAUAGGGAAUAGGGUCUAUAGUAGUGCACUAUAUAGGGUCUAUAGUAGUGUACUAUAUAGGGAAUAGGGUCUAUAGUAGUGCACUAUAUAGGGAAUAGGGUCUAUAGUAGUGCACUAUAUAGGGAAUAGGGUCUAUAGUAGUGCACUAUAUAGGGAAUAGGGUCUAUAGUAGUGCACUAUAUAGGGAAUAGGGUCUAUAGUAGUGCACUAUAUAGGGAAUAGGGUCUAUAGUAGUGCACUAUAUAGGGAAUAGGGUCUAUAGUAGUGCACUAUAUAGGGAAUAGGGUCUAUAGUAGUGCACUAUAUAGGGAAUAGGGUCUAUAGUAGUGUACUAUAUAGGGAAUAGGGUCUAUAGUAGUGUACUAUAUAGGGUCUAUAGUAGUGCACUAUAUAGGGAAUAGGGUCUAUAGUAGUGUACUAAAUAGGGAAUAGGGUCUAUAGUAGUGCACUAUAUAGGGAAUAGGGUCUAUAGUAGUGUACUAUAUAGGGAAUAGGGUCUAUAGUAGUGUACUAUAUAGGGAAUAGGGUCUAUAGUAGUGCACUAUAUAGGGAAUAGGGUCUAUAGUAGUGUACUAUAUAGGGUCUAUAGUAGUGUACUAUAUAGGGUCUAUAGUAGUGUACUAUAUAGGGUCUAUAGUAGUGUACUAUAUAGGGUCUAUAGUAGUGCACUAUAUAGGGUCUAUAGUAGUGUACUAUAUAGGGAAUAGGGUCUAUAGUAGUGUACUAUAUAGGGAAUAGGGUCUAUAGUAGUGUACUAUAUAGGGAAUAUGGUCUAUAGUAGUGUACUAUAUAGGGUCUAUAGUAGUGUACUAUAUAGGGUCUAUAGUAGUGCACUAUAUAGGGAAUAGGGUCUAUAGUAGUGUACUAUAUAGGGAAUAGGGUCUAUAGUAGUGUACUAUAUAGGGAAUAGGGUCUAUAGUAGUGUACUAUAUAGGGAAUAGGGUCUAUAGUAGUGCACUAUAUAGGGAAUAGGGUCUACAGUAGUGCACUAUAUAGGGAAUAGGGUCUAUAGUAGUGUACUAUAUAGGGAAUAGGGUCUAUAGUAGUGUACUAUAUAGGGAAUAGGGUCUAUAGUAGUGUACUAUAUAGGGAAUAGGGCCCUGGUCUAUAAGUGUAUUCUAUAUUGGGAAUAGGGUCAAUAGUAGUAUACUAUAUAGGGAAUAGGGUCUAUAGUAGUGCACUAUAUAGGGAAUAGGGUCUAUAGUAGUCUACUAUAUAGGGAAUAGGGCUCUGGUCUAAAGUAGUGCACUAAAUAGGGAAUAGGGUUCUGGUCUAAAGUAGUGCACUAAAUAGGGAAUAGGGCUCUGAUCUAUAGUAGUGCACUAUAUAGGGAAUAGGGCUCUGGUCUAUAGUAGUGCACUAUAUAGGAAAUAGAGUCUAUAGUAGUCUACUAUAUAGGGAAUAGGGCUCUGAUCUAUAGUAGUGCACUAUAUAGGGAAUAGAGCUCUGGUCUAUAGUAGUGCACUAUAUAGGGAAUAGGGUCUAUAGUAGUCUACUAUAUAGGGAAUAGGGCUCUGGUCUAUACUAGUGUACUAUAUAGGGAAUAGGGCUCUGGUCUAUAGUAGUGCACUAUAUAGGGAAUAGGGUCUAUAGUAGUGCACUAUAUAGGGAAUAGGGCUCUGGUCUAUACUAGUGUACUAUAUAGGGAAUAGGGCUCUGGUCUAUACUAGUGUACUAUAUAGGGUGCCAGACUCACCCUCUCCAGCCAGUCUAAUAUAUGCUGGAUCCAUAUACAGAAUGGAGGUCCAGAGUUUUUCCUCAUUGACCUACCCAGGAAAACCUCCUGGGCCCCAAUGAUAUACUGUUACUUAGACUUCAACUUGAGUACCAACUGGUUCCCCAUUCCCCUAUGUACUAUACUGUUUAGUGCACUACUUUAGACCAGCUAACUGGGUCCUCCCUAUAGGUCCUGGUCUAAAGUAGUGCACUACAUGGGGAACCAGUUGGGACUCGAGGUGAAGUAUAUCACUGGGACCCGGGAGGUUUUCCUAGGUAGGUCAAUGAGGGAGAAACUCUGUGUCCCGUUCGGUAACAGUUAGCGUUUGUGAUAUAAUGUAAAAUAUUGAAUGUACAUAUGAAGAUGUAUAAUGUUGUUUUUAUAUGAAAAGAGGAAACUGCAGAGGUUUGUUGGGGGGAGAAACAGUUGAAUAAAGAAAUGGUAACUUUUCUAAAA
This is a messenger RNA of Oncorhynchus keta (chum salmon), 4262 nucleotides long. Its product is annotated as F-box/WD repeat-containing protein 7-like. The record is from RefSeq and is a predicted model, not a curated record. Lineage: Eukaryota; Metazoa; Chordata; Actinopteri; Salmoniformes; Salmonidae. Gene Ontology annotation, molecular function: protein binding. The coding region runs from base 1 to 723 and encodes 240 amino acids. The transcript has 9 exons.